This is a messenger RNA of Diaporthe batatas, 1014 nucleotides long. RefSeq lists its product as uncharacterized. The record is from RefSeq and is a predicted model, not a curated record. Bases 1 to 1014 code for a protein of 337 amino acids. The transcript is spliced from 2 exons. NCBI's taxonomy places the organism in Eukaryota, Fungi, Ascomycota, Sordariomycetes, Diaporthales, Diaporthaceae.
AUGUCUCUCUUCUCCUUCCUCGCGCCAACAACGCCGACCACGCCGGCGGGCGAGGCGGGCGAAGCGGCCCGCGACCCAUACAACCUCGACAGAUUCAUCAAGGCGCAAGACCAGAACAACGCAUUCGACGAGGUCCUCGCAGCCUUCAGAGGCGGCCACCGCAAGCCCCACCCCGCCAUCACCUGGAUGUGGUUCGUCUUCCCCCAGAUGGACCACUGCCAGACGCAGUCGCUACGCGCCAGGAUCAGCAGCGACGGCCUCUCCUACGAGGACGUCGACGAGCACAGGUGGCGGCGCAGGGACGUCUGGCCGGCCGGCCACGCGCUCAGCAGCCUCGACGAGGCGCGCGCCUACCUUCGGCACCCCAUCCUCGGCGAGCGCGCCCGCCAGGCCGCCACCACCGUCCUCGAGAGCCCGUUUGCGGACAAGUUUGCGCUGAUGGACAACAUCCCCAUGGACGUGGCGCGCCUGCACUCGAGCAUGACGGUGCUGCGGCAGGCGGCGCGGUUCCCGCGGUGCAUCCACGACAGGAGGGAGGACCAGCUCGGGGAGAACCGCGUGUUCGCGCAGGUCAUCAACCGGUUCUUCGUGCGGUUUGCGCACAGGGACGAGGAGGGCGACUGGCUCGACCAGGGGAGCAGGGCGCUGAUGGCGCGCAAGCCUGGGUCGCGGCACAAGCCCACGCUGCAGUGUCUCGAGGAGGAGGAGCGCGUGGCGAUCCAGCGGAGGGCGAAGGAGGGCGCGGGGUGUGUGUGUGGCCAUGGCAAGGAGGAGGUCUUGGAGAUGGAUCGGGCUUCGAAGAGGAAGAUGGACGAUUCGCGGGGGGCGCUGGAGGCGGAGAAGAGGCGCAAGAGGCAGAGGAGGGAGCAGAAGCGCAAGGAGAAGGGGAAGAGUGCUGCGGAUGGCAAAGAUGCCGCCAGCGCUGACGGAAAAGCCCCCGCCACGGAGACGAACAACCAAGCUGUCAACCCACAACUUCCGGCUCUAGAUUCUGCUCCCACCGGCAGAGAUUGA